Maudiozyma barnettii is the source of this 867-nucleotide messenger RNA. It is a transcript of the gene GLD1, whose product is annotated as Gld1p. The coding region runs from base 1 to 867 and encodes 288 amino acids. The transcript has a single exon. The record is from RefSeq and is a predicted model, not a curated record. Lineage: Eukaryota; Fungi; Ascomycota; Saccharomycetes; Saccharomycetales; Saccharomycetaceae.
AUGUCCCAAGUUGAAAGUAAUAACGAAGAUGUUGCUCCAAGUAGAAAUGAAAGUAGAUAUGAAGAUCGCAAGACCGACUUUACGCAACAUUUUGUCAAUGCAUUAAGCCUGAUGGGAUAUAUUGUUAUUGUAAUACAAUUUGUUAAAUUCGAAAGUUCCUUUUGGAUUUUACUAGCGAGGGCAAGUUUUCAUUCCUUACUCACAAACCCCUUUCCAGGCCAUGCGCAAUUGCGAAGGAUAGCCCAGAGAACUGGGAGAACAACAUCAUCUACACCAGACGUUGAUAUGCCAGGAGGAUUUACGAAUGCAGCUAAUCUUUCAAAUAUGCCUCAUGCUACAAGAGAUAAUUCUAACAUAACAACUGCCCCACCUUCAACAGAAGAUGAAAUAAUGGCUGUCAAGAAGAAAAUACGAAAAUUGAUAUUCCAUGGCUCCUUUACUUUAAAUUUGAUAGUAUUAAUAUGGAAUAUUCUUCAUCCAACUCAUUUCUUAGAGAAGUUAGGAGGUAUGUACCCCCAUGAAAAAUAUUUAAAGAAUAUUCCAUCACCAUUCGUUUCUGGAGACGGCUUAUUAGGUGGUGAAUUUAGGGGGACUGCAUUUAUUCAGUUCAUUGGUGAAUCUAUACCUCACAGCAACACUUGGGGCAAUAUUAAUAAAUCUGCAUAUGAUUUUCUGAUUUUAAUUCUUGAGUACACUCUAUUCAUCCUUACUUGCAUAAAUUUUGGUGAAAUGGGAUAUGUACCACCGGCCGACAAUCAUAGCCAAACGGAUGACGGUUAUACCGGGGAUAUUAUUACUGUAGAAGUUGACUUCAACAAAUCAUUAGAUAUUAUGGUAAAUGACAUUAACGAUGGGUCUACCCGAUAA